This is a messenger RNA of Colletotrichum graminicola M1.001, 855 nucleotides long. RefSeq names its product hydroxyacylglutathione hydrolase. The transcript is spliced from 10 exons. The coding region runs from base 1 to 855 and encodes 284 amino acids. NCBI's taxonomy places the organism in Eukaryota, Fungi, Ascomycota, Sordariomycetes, Glomerellales, Glomerellaceae. Gene Ontology annotation, molecular function: hydroxyacylglutathione hydrolase activity. The record is from RefSeq and is a predicted model, not a curated record.
AUGAAUACCCUCAUCGCAAGGAGGCCUUUUCUAAGACACAGAUUCGGUACCGUAACCGCCGCACUCACGUUCACCAACGCCAUGCAUAUCCAGUCUAUUCCGAUGUGGGUGGGCAGUAGCAACAACUACGCCUACCUGGUCAAGGACGACAAGACCAACGACGCCGUCAUCAUUGACCCGGCCAACCCGCCCGAGGUGACCCCGGUGCUGCAGAAGGCCAUCAAGGGCGGCGAUAUCAACCUCACGGCCAUCGUCAACACGCACCACCACUGGGACCACGCAGGCGGGAACAAGCAGCUCCUAGGCGACCUCAGCCUGGAGAGCCUGCCCAUCAUCGGCGGCAAAAAUUGCGACGGCGUGACCAGGACGCCAGGCCACGGCGAGUCGUUCAACAUUGGCAGCAUCGCCGUCAAGGCGCUUCACACGCCGUGCCACACGCAGGACAGCAUCUGCUGGUUUAUGGAGGACGGGGAGCAGAAGGUCGUGUUCACGGGCGACACACUCUUCAUCAGCGGUUGCGGCAAGUUCUUCGAGGGUAACGCCGAGGAGAUGCACAAUGCGCUGAACAAGACACUGGCCUCGCUGCCAGACGACACGGUCGUGUUUCCCGGCCAUGAGUACACAAAGUCCAACGUUAAGUUCGCUGCGUCAGUGCUUCAGAACGAGGCGAUCCAGAAGCUGCAGGCCUUUGCGGAGAACAACAAGGAGACGCAGGGCAAGUUCACGAUUGGCGACGAGAAGAAACACAACGUCUUUAUGCGCGUUGAGGACCCCGAGAUCCAAAAGGUAACGGGGGAGAACGAGCCCGUCGCCGUCAUGGCUAAGCUGCGCGAGAUGAAGAACAACUUCAAGUGA